CUGGACCCGCCCGCCGCCUCUCGCGAUGCGACUGAACGACAUUCUUUCCCGCCCGCCCGUCCGCCGCCAUCCGUCCGUCGUCUUGCCCUCAUGUCUUCGCGGCGCAGUUAGAGAGCGACGACGCUCCAGCAGCACACGACAAGACACCCGACCGGAGCAGCCAGCUCAUCACCCCCCCGCAGAAUGGAAGACCAGGUGCUGCGGCUGGCCGACAAGGUCUGGGAAACGUACCAGGCCCUGCCCGACGACGGGCGGCGACUGCUUAUUGGCAUCGCCGGCAUCCCAGGCUCAGGCAAGACGACGCUCGCGCAAAUCAUCUCCUCGCGCGUCAAUGAGCGCGCCGCCGCCGCCGCCGCCACCAAAGCCUCAUCAUCACUAUCAUCCUCCUCCUCCCCCUCCCCCUCCAUAACAGCAUCGUCGGGGGCUCCGCCGCCGCCGUCAUCAUCAUCGCCCGCGACAUACGUCCCCAUGGACGGCUUCCACCUCACACGCGCCACCCUCUCCUCCAUGCCCGACCCCGCCCGCGCGCACGCCCGCCGCGGCGCCGCCUUCACCUUCGACGCGCCCAAGUUCCUCUCCCUCGUGCGCCGCCUGCGCGCCUACCCCCCGCCCGCGUCGCCCAUCCUCGCCCCCUCGUUCGACCACGCCGUCAAGGACCCGCGCGACGACGACAUCCCCGUCCUGGCCUCGCACCGCGUCGUCGUCCUCGAGGGCAACUACCUCGCACUCGACGAGCCCGUCUGGCGCGACGCCGCCGCCCUGCUCGACGAGCUGUGGUUCGUCGACGUCGACUUUCAGGUCGCCCGCAAGCGCCUCCGCGAGAGGCACGUCCGCGCCGGCAUCGCCCGCGACCUCGACGAGGGGGACCGACGCGCCACGGAGAAUGACCUCGUCAACGGGGAGCACAUUGUCAAGCACCGGUUAAAGGUCGAUGAGGUGGUGGAGAGCAAGGAGGACGGCGCGUGGGUGCAUGAAUGAAAUGAUGACGAUGAUGCAUGAAUAAAAGUACAAUUAGAGGCUUAAUGCUAAGAGAAAAGACAGCCAUCAAACUAGCGACCCAUAGG
Messenger RNA from Purpureocillium takamizusanense, 1064 nucleotides. RefSeq lists its product as uncharacterized. Gene Ontology annotation, cellular component: cytoplasm. The coding region runs from base 184 to 978 and encodes 264 amino acids. The record is from RefSeq and is a predicted model, not a curated record. NCBI's taxonomy places the organism in Eukaryota, Fungi, Ascomycota, Sordariomycetes, Hypocreales, Ophiocordycipitaceae. The transcript has 3 exons.